GUUCUACAUCAUAUAUAUGUCAUUUUUUAAAAACAUUAACGUUGUGCUAUGUUAUAUGCUAAUGUUGGUGGAUAUGGAAUCAAAAAAAAGAACGUCAUCUAUUUUUAUCAGUGUUUUACUAUAUUAACACUGAAAAUAUUGACAUUUUACAGUUUUCACCUCCUAUCAUCCUAAUUUUAACCUCGUGAAGGGUUUGUUAGUGGGCCAUUUUAGUUGAAUCAGGUGUGUUAAGCAGUAAAAAUUGUAAAAUGUGCAGUUUAGUUGAACUGUAAGUCCAAAUCACCAUGUGCAAGUUUUUGGUUGUCCAACAAAUUUGAGUCCAUCAGCACGUGGCCGCGCUGCGCAUGCGCAGUGGAGAGGACACAGCGAGGAUUCCAGGUUUCAGUUUAGACGUCUCCCACACUUUAUAUUUAAAAUACUUUACUUUUAAAAGCUCACAGUUAAAUCUCUCAUCGUUAAAGCCGUCUAAUGGCUCCAUGCAGCUGUAACGAGCAGAUCCACAAACUCAGCCAGCAGGUUACAGUGAUGAGGAAAGAGAUAAAGAACCUCAGGCAGCAUUUAGAGAGUGCUGUUCGGGCCCACAGAAAGCACAUGGCCUCCCUGCAGUCUGAGCUGGGUGCCUGGAGGCAGGGGAAACAUAAGGUGAAGAAGACAGCAGAAAAGGAUCUACAACAAGGGGCAGAGUUCUCAUUAGAGAAAGGUCAUAUUCAGACUGUCCCCAUUGGCUACAUCAGUUCAUGCUUUUCCAAGAAGAACGGAACCCCCCGACAGCCUGCGAUCUGCAUGUCAUCCCGUGCCAGUCUGCAGAUCCAGCCAUCAGUCUUCAAUAACCCUGACCACGCACUGGCUGGCCUGGAACACUACUCCCACGUCUGGCUAAUUUUCCUUUUCCAUAAGAACGGCCACAUGAGCUACAAAGCCAAGGUGAAGCCUCCUCGGCUGAACGGUCAAAAGGUGGGAGUGUACUCCACCCGCAGCCCCCAUCGACCCAAUGCCAUCGGCCUCUCUCUUGCCAAGCUGGAGAGCAUCACAGGUGACACCCUCCACCUGUCCGGUGUGGACCUGAUCGCUGGGACUCCGGUGCUGGAUAUUAAACCUUACAUCCCAGACUAUGACUCUCCAUCAACACAAACAAACAUGAAUGUUCAGUAUGAGCAGACAGAAGACUCUGUGGACUCAGAAACAGAAGCAGAGCCUGAGGGGCUGCAGUGCUUGGGGGAUUCAUCAUCAGAGCUUGACCCAAAAAUGAAGUUUUCUGCUUCGGGCAGUCUGUCAGAGCAUUCUGACAGUGCCUUUAGCAAAGUGCUAGCAGAGGUGAGAGAGUACCUCCAGCAGGGGGAGCUGUGUGUUGAGACUUUGGCUGAUAGGAGGCCCACCGAACCUGAACCUGAGAGAGAAAGCACUUCAAGGCUGUGUUACGGAGCAGAUUCCUAUAGCAGCAUUGCUGCCUGGAUUAGAAAUCCGCCAGUGGCCAAGCUGAGUGUCAGAUUCACACCAACUGCUGAGAAAGAGCUCAGAGAGUUUCAGCCUCCGGAGAGCAAAGACACAGGAAGGCCAAAGUUUCAGUUCCUGAAAGGCCCAGAUGAUGCUGUGGAGGCUGUUGACGGUAUUUUAUCGGCUGAUCCGCGGUCAGUGUACCGGAGAACAUGCUGCAGUGAUCGACUAUUCUACUUCUCUCUGGACACGGCUGACAUUACCUGCUGGUUUGGGGAUGGAUUUGCGGAGGUGCUGCGUGUCCAGCCCGUACAAACGCAGAAGUAGAAGAAGAGUUAGUACUACUAUGUUUUUAUAACUUCUGUAUUAAAGUGAUAGUUUGGCAAAAAAAAAAGGAAUUUACACAACAUUCCAAAAAAAGUUCAUCAGCUUUGACAUAUUUAAUGUCUGAAGUUUGUUUCUUUAGUUUUGUACUGGAGCUAUGAAGCUGUUGCUAAUAAGUUAUGUUUUCAUGUUCAGCAAUUAUCAUGCAAACUGUGUGCCUAAAUCAUCACACACUUACCUCAAACCGUGUUGAGUUGUUGAGUAAUCUCAAAUAGACUUGCUUAUGUGAUUUUAGAAACUGUAUGACAUACUGUUAUGUAUAAAACAAGGCUGAAAGUAAAUGAGCAUAGCUAACAGUAGCAGCAGUGAUCUUGAAUCCUAAAUUUUGUGUGUACUUUUGUCCUUUUUUAAACAUGACUGACCAACUACAUUUGAAGUAAAGGGUAAAUUAAGCGAAUGAAUUUUUUUUUGCCAGACUAUCUCUUUAAAACCAAGUGCAGUUGUGCCUUUACAAGAGGUGUGUUGCAUUUACACUGUUCUUUUAAAUCCAAUGGAUAAUGUAAUGUUUAAGCAUCGUACAGUAAUGUUCUGUACACAUUUCAUGCAACAGACAUGUAAUAAACCACCAUUGCUUUUCUUUUCUGAAAAUAUUUCAGUAAACAAUAAACAUGAAAUUGUGAAGGUGUAAGAUUCUUCAUCUAGUUAUGCAAAUUGUUGCUAAAUCUUUGUAUGAAAUUUUGAAUAAAAGUUCCAAGACUA
Messenger RNA from Colossoma macropomum (tambaqui), 2517 nucleotides. It is a transcript of the gene trmo, whose product is annotated as tRNA methyltransferase O. Lineage: Eukaryota; Metazoa; Chordata; Actinopteri; Characiformes; Serrasalmidae. The record is from RefSeq and is a predicted model, not a curated record. The transcript has 7 exons. Bases 469 to 1761 code for a protein of 430 amino acids.